Molecule: messenger RNA, 354 nt
Organism: Caenorhabditis remanei
Lineage: Eukaryota; Metazoa; Nematoda; Chromadorea; Rhabditida; Rhabditidae
Exons: 3
Coding region: 1-354 (117 amino acids)
Biological process (GO): protein folding
Cellular component (GO): cytoplasm; prefoldin complex
Molecular function (GO): protein folding chaperone
Source: RefSeq, a predicted model, not a curated record
AUGGCUGAUGAGGAAAUUUCCAAGGCAUUUCGCGAUCUGCAGUUCAAAACGAAUGAGACGAGAAUGCGGAUAGUGCAAGGAGAGCAAAACAAAAAAAUUAAUUAUCAGAAAAUGCGAAUUUCCGAAAGCACGAAAAAAAAUCUCAUUGGUUUGGACGAGAAUCUCAAGUACUAUCGAUCUGUUGGUCGUAUGUUUCUUCUGACUGACAAAACUGCCGAAAUUUCUCGACAUGAAACGGAGGCUAAACAAUCUAAGGACAAAAUUGAAGCAAUUGAAAAACAGAAGGAAUACUUGGAGAAGGGACUGGUCGAGGCAGAGUCGAAUCUUCGUGAACUGAUUCAGAGUAGACGUUGA